Molecule: messenger RNA, 2661 nt
Organism: Notodromas monacha
Lineage: Eukaryota; Metazoa; Arthropoda; Ostracoda; Podocopida; Cyprididae
Source: the annotation of a GenBank genome assembly
AUGUUUGCCUCGAACGCGAUCAAACUGUCGCGUUGUGCGAGACAGUUUCCGCGAAGGAACUUCGCCAGACUCGCUCGUACGAGCUUUAAUUACCAAGACCAGGGACAAUCAGUGUCCAGUGUGGUCGUUAAACGUGAUUGGGAUGGGAAAUGGAACAGGUGGAGUGAUUUGGUGUACGGAUUCGGUGCCUUUUGGACUCUCGGUGUCGUUGUGGCGUGGUGUGAUGCCCGAAGGGAGAAGCCUGCUGUGAAAAGGCUUCUAGCUGCUGCCAGGGAUGGCAACGUUUCUGAAAUCAAGGCCGUGCUUGCCAAUGGAUCUGUGGAUCCGAACGAGAGACACAAACUUGGCUGGACUGCUUUGCACGUCGCAGCUAUAAAUGGAGAAGCGGAAGCUGUGUCUGCUUUGCUGAAAGGCGGCGCGGAUCCUGACAUUGGCGAUGACUUUUCGAAUCCAUUCCGAGUUGGCAGAGAAUUAAAAAUGCCGGCUGUCGAAGCCAUGAUUGUACGGGAGAAGGAGUUCUCGGAUUUGCUGAAUGACACGAAAUCGUACAAAAAUUGCACGGCAUUGCAUUACGCCGUUUUGGCCGACUGCGAAAAAUGCGUCGACGUUCUGGUCAAAGCCGGGGCGAAUCCGCUUGAGUUGAAUGCCUUGGGUCAUCGGCCGAUCGAUUAUUCGGUUGCCGACGGAACGAUUCAUGGAAUUUUGGCGCAAGCUGAGAAGGAAUUCACUGCAAAACAGCGCGAGAAGGAGGCGGAAGAAAGACGGAGAUACCCUCUCGAGAGUAGACUGAAAGAAAAGAUUGUUGGACAAGAAGCGGCGAUUGCUUGUGUUGCCGCAGCCAUUCGUCGUAAGGAAAACGGCUGGGUGGAUGAUGAACACCCGCUGGUUUUCUUAUUCCUGGGUUCAUCGGGCAUCGGGAAAACGGAGUUGGCGAAGCAAGUUGCCAAUUAUUUGCACGGCAGGAAGAAGAAGUCGGAAGGGAGCUUCAUUCGCUUGGACAUGUCUGAGUACCAAGAGAAGCACGAAGUCGCAAAACUCAUCGGAGCUCCUCCUGGCAAGUUUCCCUUUUCCAUUACUGUACGUUAUAUUGGUCACGACGAUGGAGGAAAUUUGACGAAGCGUUUGGCACAAUUUCCGAACGCUGUUGUUUUGUUCGACGAAAUCGACAAAGCGCAUCCUGACGUUCUCACUGUUCUACUUCAGUUAUUUGACGAGGGUCGUUUGACUGACGGAAAAGGCAAGACUAUUGAGUGCAAAGAUGCUAUUUUCAUUAUGACUUCCAAUCUGGCGAGCGAUGAAAUAGCGGCUUAUGCUGAGCAAUUGCGACGAGAAAUCAAGGUUAAAAUGAGGGAAAGAUAUGAAAAAAUCGUCUUGGAGAAACCGGCAAUGAAAAAGUUAUCGGAUUUGGAGGAAAGCGAGAAGCGGUUGUCGGAAGAAGUGGUUACGAUAUCGGACGAGUUCAAAGAGCACACCGUCCGCCCGAUUCUCAAGCGUCACUUCCGUCGCGACGAGUUCCUCGGGCGCAUCAACGAGAUGAUCUACUUCCUUCCGUUUUCCCAAUCCGAGCUUAUUGAGCUCACUGAUCGCGAAAUGAUCGCUUGGGCCAAACGGGCCUCGGAUCGUCACGGAAUCACCCUCACAGAUGCUAUUUUCAUUAUGACUUCCAAUCUGGCGAGCGAUGAAAUAGCGGCUUAUGCUGAGCAAUUGCGACGAGAAAUCAAGGUUAAAAUGAGAGAAAGAUAUGAAAAAAUCGUCUUGGAGAAACCGGCAAUGAAAAAGUUAUCGGAUUUGGAGGAAAGCGAGAAGCGGUUGUCGGAAGAAGUGGUUACGAUAUCGGACGAGUUCAAAGAGUACACCUUAUCGGAUUUGGAGGAAAGCGAGAAGCGGUUGUCGGAAGAAGUGGUUACGAUAUCGGACGAGUUCAAAGAGCACACCGUCCGCCCGAUUCUCAAGCGUCACUUCCGUCGCGACGAGUUCCUCGGGCGCAUCAACGAGAUGAUCUACUUCCUUCCGUUUUCCCAAUCCGAGCUUAUUGAGCUCACUGAUCGCGAAAUGAUCGCUUGGGCCAAACGGGCCUCGGAUCGUCACGGAAUCACCCUCACGUGGACACAAGAAGUAUUGACUGCGGUUUCCAAGGGAUAUAAUAUUCACUACGGUGCGAGAUCAAUCAAGCAUGAGGUGGAACGGAAAAUUGUGGGACCCAUUGCGGCAGCCCACGAGCAGAGGAAAAUCACUACGGGUUCGUCUGUGUACGUGUCGGCAGUGUUCGGGGAUGCGAAAGACGCGAGUGUUUCGCCUGCGGAGUUUGUUUUCAAGAUCAAACAACCCGGAAGUUCGGCCUUGGAGUCGUUUGUUCCGGAAAGAAUUUUGGGCAAGAAUUGAGGGCGAUAAACUUUAACGCACGGGUUAUUCGUCUGUUUUCUUAGUAAUACCGGGUACUUCUGUCAAAUAACGCCACGGAUGCAAUUAUUCACCUUCAUUUUCUUUUCUCAGAAAGGAAAAAAGUCUUACGCUGGAUUGUUAGUCCUUUUUUUCACGUUAUUGCCCUUGCCCUUACAAAAUGAAUUGAAAAAAUAACGAAAUAGAAUAUCAACUGCGAGCCAAUAAUGAUUGAGUUCUCCAUGGUUUUUUUCCGAAGUUAAAACAUCGUUUUAAGAGCCA